GAAGCUUCUUGUGUGUUCUCCCUGAGCGAGAGAGAAUGAAAAGGAUUGAGGACAAGCAAAACGCUGUGAAUCACAGCACAACUCUGGCCUGUAAUGCCAAUAUAUAAUGUGGAUCAGCUCUACCACUAAGACUAAGCUGUUGAUGUUUUUUAAUCUGUGCAUACGAUGCACUCCACUUAAUCUCACGUAUCGUGCUGCACUCUUCCCGGCGGACGAGAGGUUUGAGGAACAGGCUCUUGAGAGGAAAAUUAUCAGUUUGAAUUGUGGAGCAGGUGUGAAGUGUAAAGCACGGAGAGUGAACGAGAGUAAAUCUUUCAUUUGGAACCAAUGAGAUGAAUGAAUGCAAAGAGCUGUGGAGCUGAAAGAGAGCAAAGUAAAUCUAAACAAAGCUCACAAAGGAUUAUCCUCCAGUGAAGUGGGAGGAGUAAUUCAUGACUGGGGAUACAAAAUUAAAGUCUGCUCUAUCGUCUCAGUCUUCAUAACGUGAGACGACGAAAAGUCGCAGCUCCUCAAGACUUAGAAGAACGACAGUGUUAGAAAAUAUCUGUUUUUUUCUACGGCCCAAAAAGUACAAGUUAAAGAGAAUCAUCUGAGAAACAUCAAAUCACAAAGCUUAAAAUCACAGAGAGUAAAAAAGAUGGACGUAGCCUCCUUGACGUCACCUUCAGGUUUCUAAAGAGCGGUUUUGAAGCUCAGAGUGAGCUGCUCCGCCGUCGUCGUCUUGGCAGCACCCGCACCUCCUGGCUAAUCCAAAAAUUGGCAAAGAGGAGGGGCCGAGACUUCAGUUCAUGCCGGACCUUCUCCAUAGCUGGAUGUCAGAGUGACCCGGCAGAGAGCGAAGACAGCUGGAUGUCAGCCUGAAGUGUGAAGUCGUGGAGUUGAUGUGACAGACAUGAAGAACCUGGACCAGUAUGGACGAAGUCACAUGGAGAGUCUGGUCUAUGCAGUUCUGUCCAGUCUGGUGCUGGCUCUACUAGGCCUGCUGGGCUCGGUCCACGGCUGUCCCGGCGUCUGCACCUGCUAUGGUAACACCACUGACUGCUCCGCUCUCGGCCUCCUCUCUCUGACACCCAUCCUGGCGCUUCUGGACCAAGACUCCCUUGUCCUGCGCCUACCACAGAACAAUCUCUCAUCUCUGGGCAAGACAGAGCUGUCCAACCUCAGCAGCCUGGAGCUCCUGGAUCUUUCCCAGAACCACCUUUCCACCCUGCAGCCUGGAGCUUUCUCAGGCUUGAGCGGCCUUCGUUGGCUCAACCUCUCCGCUAACUACCUCGGGGUACGCCUGGCGACGUUUGACCCCAACAACAGUACAGAGGCCUUCCAGGGCUUCAAUGGAAGUCAGGGGAGCGUUGGCUUGAGCAAAGAGGUUUUCAAGGGGCUGUUGUGGCUGCAGGGGCUCGACCUGUCCUCCAAUGGCCUCCUUUGGCUGCCUAAGGGCCUCCUGGAUGGGCUUCAGAGAGUCACCUGGCUGUCCCUGGCCAGCAACCGGCUCGUGGCUCUAGACAGAGUCACCUUCGAGCCCCUGGUGGGGCUGCGGCAGCUCCAGCUGGCGGGAAACCCAUGGGAGUGCGACUGCAAGCUGAUGGACUUCAAGCACUGGAUGGAGUGGUUGAUUUACCGGGAUGGGCAGGUAGAUGCGAUGCAGUGCAGUCUCCCGGUGGAUUUGAAAGGCAGGGACAUCCGCAGCGUGCCGGCAGAGAUGUUCAGCUACUGCCUGCAGAGUCCGACCAAGGAGGGCGCGUCGGGUUACGUCACCCGGCCUCCCUGUCCGCCCGGCCGGGUCAGCGGCAAUGACGAGUGUGUUCGCCAACGUUACCGGCCCGUAAGCGUCCGCCGGGCACACGGCACGCAGAUUGUGGCAGGCGUGGUUUGCGGUACGGUGUGCGUCAUGAUGGUGGUCGCGGCGACUUAUGGCUGCGUCUACGCCUCGCUGAUGGCGCGGUACCAGAAGGAGAUGAAGAGCCGCGGCCAGCCUCUGAUGGCCGAGUCCGGAGCUGAGACCGACCUGGAGGACGGACCGAUGUCGUCCCCGAACUCGCCGGAGGAGACGCAGCCCAAGGAGCCAUGUGGCAUCGUGCACGGGUAUCGGAUCAGCAGCUUCUGACGCGGCGCUCUCGACUGAGUCUCGAUCCUCCCUGGAUGUUCUGGCUGCUUCUGAUCCUCAGCUCUCGUCAAUGAUGAGACGACACGUGGAGGGGGAAACCCCGCAGCUCUGCAAUCGUGCUGAAAACCUCUGGGCGGGACUGAUUGUACGGCUAAUGGAGCGGACUAGAUUAAAGGAAACUGGAAUGCUGCAGCACUUUAUUUUAAUGUAUGGAAGCUCUGUGAAUUGUAAUUCCCCAUGCUGCAUCUCUCUCGGCCAGCUUUGAAACUCCUGUUAAAGCUGCUGUUUGGCACUUCUGCACCUUGACUUCCCUUCAUCUGUGUUUUUUUUUGUUUCUUCUCUAGAAAUAUGAAACUGCCUUUUAUUCCCAAGCCCGACAAGCACAAACUCCAAACGUACAAAAGUCUGUGAAUCUGUGAACCUUUCUUUUUCCUCUUUGUUUUGUAUAUUUUACGUUCUUUAACACUUUGAGAAAUUAUCCUUUGUACCUCUGUUCGAUGGAUGCCGUGUUGAAUCCCCUCCACAUGACUCCAGAUCAGAGAGUCAGUAAACGCUGCUUUAAGCUUCACCACUGAGAUAAACUGCAUUCAAACAGAUGCUAGAGCUGUGCUGCCACCUAGUGGGCAAAGCUUUGAGCUACAACAACUUCUAAUAAUCCAGCACAAACAAACUCUGAAGCUCAACGACAGGAGCAGUUAUAUUCCCAACAUUACUACUGUAACUUCCUUAUGUGUUAUUUAUUUUCUCCAUAUUUUCUGUGAUAAGCACAUAAAAACAUUGUCUCAAAUCAAACUCAAGGACUGUUAAUCAUAUGCUGAAGAUAAUAAACUCUAUAUUUAUCUAUA
This is a messenger RNA of Seriola aureovittata, 2949 nucleotides long. Its product is annotated as leucine-rich repeat and transmembrane domain-containing protein 2-like. Gene Ontology annotation, molecular function: protein binding. The record is from RefSeq and is a predicted model, not a curated record. The coding region runs from base 893 to 2104 and encodes 403 amino acids. The transcript is spliced from 4 exons. Lineage: Eukaryota; Metazoa; Chordata; Actinopteri; Carangiformes; Carangidae.